This is a messenger RNA of Danio aesculapii, 1469 nucleotides long. RefSeq names its product HCLS1 binding protein 3 (gene hs1bp3). The record is from RefSeq and is a predicted model, not a curated record. The transcript has 7 exons. Gene Ontology annotation, molecular function: phosphatidylinositol binding. Bases 85 to 1134 code for a protein of 349 amino acids. Lineage: Eukaryota; Metazoa; Chordata; Actinopteri; Cypriniformes; Danionidae.
GGUUCAGUUCCUGAUUUCAAGCUCUCCGUUUCCCUUCUUAAUUUACCAAGUCAAAGAUAUCGCCUGUGGAGUACUAGUUCAACAAUGUCAGUCGGACGUAUAACAAGCAGGCCGUUGCAAAACAAGGCUACUGGCAUCGACCUUCAUGUGCCACUCUAUCAGGAGAUCAGAGGACCGGUUAUUACAGGCCAUGUGGAAUAUCAAAUUGUGGUUGUGACCUGCCUUUCUUCCUUCAAGUCAGCAAUACACAAAACAGGAGAUGUUCUGCAGUUUGUUGUUUCUAAAAAAUACAGUGAAAUUGGACAGCUAUAUUACAGUCUGAAGACUAAGUAUCCAAGCGUCCAUCUGCCUCCAAUGCCCCGCAAAGCCCUGUUUGUGAGUGAGACUGACCUCUGUAAAAGGAGGGUGGCUUUUGAUGAACUAGUCAAAUUCCUUUCCAAGCACCCGCUUCUGGCAAAUUGUCCAGAGUUGCUGGAGUUUUUAGGAGGAAAGACAAUGGCUGUUGAAGUCAAAACCCUAAAUAAGCCUGAUUUUAUUGAGAAAGAGGUGGAAGAUGGUCUGGAUUUUUUUGAAAGCAAUGAACUUCUUCAGAAGCCAUCUGAAGAAGUGGAAUUAUUGGAUCCGCCGAGCAGUGAAUGGCUUAAAGAUAUGAACCCAAAGGAUGUGCGUCCAGUUGCAAAAUGUGUCCCUAAACCUAAAUCAGAAACACUGUUUGAAGAGGAAGAUGACACAGACCUGUUUUCGCCUGCCAUAAAGGGUCAUGUGAUGUUGUUUGACAACACUCCCUUAAGAAGUAUCGACUCUUCCCCAUUUUCUAAUACCAGUAAUGGUAUUAAAUUGACUGAAUCUAAAGUGGAUGAAGAUAUAGAAGAGCUCUUGAGUGUGGAAAUGGACUUGCAUAAACAUCUCCCUGUCAGCAAGACAGUCACGUCAUGUAGGCCAGACACUGCUAUGAAUCCCAUGAAGCCAAAAGUGAAGCCCAAGCCUGUGGUGUUUGAGAGGACUUCCAACUUGACCCAAGCAACUGAUUUACAGCUGAGCGGAACUGAGGUUAUGAACCAGAUGGAUAUUCUGCAGUACAUUCAGCAAAAUGAUCUACCAGCCAGUGAGGACUUAGACCUUUUCAAGAGCUGAUGAUCAAUUACCAUCUUAUUGAUGCCAACGUUAAAUUAAAAAUGUUCCAUGAAUGCUGUCUAUGAAGCUUUUGCCUUGCAUUUCAUGAGAAAUGCAAGAGAUGAACGAAUAGAAAAAUGGAGACAUGGACAUAUUAUUCAUUGGUUUUCUUAAUGUUGUCACCCUUGACUAUUAAAUUUAAAAGGGUAGAAAUAUUGUUAAAAUACUCUGAAUAAACAUCAAAUUUGCAUAAAAGAUGGACUCUUUAAACACCACUGUGAUCAGAUACAGUAUAUCUAUACUAUGCAACAUACAUUUCCUUAAUAAAACUGUUUAUUAACUGGAACAUUGAGUGA